Molecule: messenger RNA, 2031 nt
Organism: Cladophialophora carrionii CBS 160.54
Lineage: Eukaryota; Fungi; Ascomycota; Eurotiomycetes; Chaetothyriales; Herpotrichiellaceae
Exons: 1
Coding region: 1-2031 (676 amino acids)
Source: RefSeq, a predicted model, not a curated record
AUGGACGGCGCGGGGCGUCACACCUUCGGCAUCCCAGCAUCAUGUCCGUUUACCAUCCAGGAGAUCCGUCUCAAUGGGAUCACCAAGUCGUACACAUAUCUUAUCCGCGAGCGUGACGAGUAUGGAGAGUAUCCCCAUAUUUACGCAAAGAUAUGCAGUGCACCUGGAUCGUCUACCUCGCCGAACGAGUACGUCUAUCGCCAUUACAGCUACUCGCGCUACUUGAAGGGUGGGGAUUUUGAGAAUAAGCCCGAGACAAGCUCCAAGGUGAUCGUCCUCAGCGACUCGGGAUGCGGGAGUGAGGUUCCUAAUGCUUCCUCUGCCACCUCGAGCCUCUCAUAUCCUGCCUACGAUGGUGGUCAAGGGCCGUACACGAACCGCGCCCAACCUGAAGUGUGGAAUAUUCGGACUUUUCUCGAGUACACGAUCAAUCCGGGCGGACGGAUACCCUACUUGGUCAUGACGACGCAUUGCCACUACGAUCACAUCAUGGGAAUCGGGAAAUUACUAUCUUCAUCCACUUCUACUACGGUCUUGUCGUCUUCGCACGCUUAUUCGUACGUCUCUCCGUACGCCCAACUACAGAAUCACAGCCUCUGCAAUACCCUCAACCUCAAUGCCCCCAAGUACGAUGUAGGGAUCUGGGCCGACGACCUCUCUCGCGUAGCAUACAGCCCCCGAUUGGGUGCCUCUGCCCUCUCCGUGGGUAACAGGAUCCCCACGCCUUUCACAAUUUUGCAUACUCCAGGCCAUACCCCGGACUCUCUUUCCUGGUAUGAUAGUGAGCUCCGCCUGCUAUGUGUCGGCGACAGUUUCUACGCCAAGGAGACGAGUUCCACGAGAGAUGGGAAAUGGGGGCGCGAACCAGCCAUGCCAGUCAUGUUCAAUUUGGACAGCGAUCUGACUGAGUGGUGGAGGAGUGUGGAUAAAGUGCUUCAAUUCGUGAGGGAGAGGAAUAAGGAGGUUGGAGGCGCUGCCCAGGGCGAGUCCGAGGAAGCUAUCGGAGAGCGAUCAAGAUCAGCGACGCAUGGGCACAAAAGUGACCUCAAAAAGGACGACGGCGAAAUCGAGGACGAGGGGUUCGUCCUCAUCGACGUCGGCGAUGCCACCGGAGAAACAGAUGCCAAUGACUCCCUGGCCACAAAGACUAAGCAGUUAUCUCUGGCGUCCACUGCCACUGCCGCCGCCGUCGCCCCAACGAAACCAGCCACGGCGGUAAAGUCACAGAAACAAACCGGCUUCGACAGUCUUACUCGUGCGCAAAAGAGCCUCGCCGCCUGGCCCACCACAUCCACAAAUUCCCUGUUAACACCGACCAUCGUGCCCACGGCAGCAGCUCCCAAAGGUGGCUGCGCGCCCGGCGCACCAGCCUUCGGCGUCAAUAAACUGAACCCAGACCCAUGGAUGCUUGUCGUCAAUCGCGACGAACCUUUCCCUCGGCCGAAUUCUUCGGCUCGACCUCCGCCUCCGCAGAACCAGCUCGGAACCACGCCCAAUUCUUCUUCUCAUGUCCAGCGUCAGCAUAGGUCUUCUCGCGCUUCCCUCGUCUCGAACAACGCCCCACUACCCAGAGUCAAGCUCUGUGCCGCCCACACGACUCUCUCCCUAGACGCCGAGCACGCGCUCGUGUCGAUGCGAGGAUUCCUCCUCCGCGUCUUGAAGGACGAAGUCCCCUGCCAGCGCGUCGAGGACGGCCCCCACGGCGAGGAGCGGUGGCUGUGGGACUUUGCCAUUUCUUCUUCCGAGGCGGCGGACAUGAGGAUAAGACGGCUGCCUCCGACCGCCCGGACGUGGGGAUACUGGGUUGCGGAAUCCCCGGCGGAACAGGCGCGGAGAGAAGGCCAGAUCACCAGCGAUCGGGAUGUGGAGAGGGGAGGACGAGGACGAGGCCAAGGGCAAGGGCGAAGGCACCAAGACCACGCAAAGCACGCGUUUAGUGUGCUUGCGCCUCUGAGGGUGAUUGAGGCCGGGAGGAAACAGAUUCUGCAUUUGAAACAUGCGGGCACGACGGGGCCCGCUGGGGUGGUGUAG